Esox lucius (northern pike) is the source of this 1308-nucleotide messenger RNA. RefSeq names its product transmembrane protein 177 (gene tmem177). Bases 169 to 1101 code for a protein of 310 amino acids. The transcript is spliced from 2 exons. The record is from RefSeq and is a predicted model, not a curated record. NCBI's taxonomy places the organism in Eukaryota, Metazoa, Chordata, Actinopteri, Esociformes, Esocidae.
UUGCGUAUGUGUCGAUUACGUUGAAAAUAACGUACCGCCAUCUUGGACGCUGCCUCCAAUUCAUGUAUAACCCCAUUAAGCUGUAGCUGCCCUUGCCGACUAUGUCAAUACCAUAUCCAUCCCUGUGAAGUCUGUAGCUAACGGAUUUGGACCAAACCAACGGACACCAUGGCUUUUCAGUUCCUGAAGUAUGCCGUGAUGGUGCAGAAGUACCGGACGCCACUGCUUAUUGCUGGGUGUGGUGGGGUGUUUGCAGCCCAAAUGUUCUAUCAUGUGUUCCCAGAGAAUACUUACAGGAAGUUGUACCAGGCCUGGAACAAAGGAGAACCAGCCGACCUAUCUGACAAGCUAGAGAGCAUCUUUCAGCAGGUUCUUAAGGAUUAUUGUUUAGGCACCUCAGGGGGCUACAGUGCCUUUGCCUCAUUUGGCUUCCACCCGGUGGGGGCUGGGGUUCCAUGGCUACCCUCUGGUGCCCAAAUUGGCAUCCCUGCCAAUUUCAACAGCACACCAAAUGACCCAGCUGGUAUUACCAACCGCACCAUCCUCAUAAAUGGCAAGGAGGUGCAGUGGGAUAGCGGCAUUGGUACCGCUCUCAAGGACGCGUUAGUGUUCUCUCCAGAGGCUCAGAAGUUUGCCAUUGCACGGGAAGUGGCUCGUCUAGAAUUGGGCGGACCCAUGCUGAAUGCGGCAGUAGCUCCGUUCUGCUUGGCCGGCGUGAUGGUCUAUGGGGUAACUUUGAAGCAGAUCUUUAGGCUGCACUCUGGUCCUGUGUUCUUUAGGGGCGUUGUGAAUGUAGUUGCUUUGGGCCUUGGUGCUGUGUCUUACUUCCUGACCUCUGAUGCUGUUGGCCAAUGGCUGGACUACAAAUCAGACCACUGUGCCGCAAGCGUGUCCAAAGACUAUGCUAAAGGAGGAGUAGAGUUCUACGACAAGAUCCUCUCCCGGAACAGGACGCUGCGUACGCUUAUGGGCCAGAAGGGGGAAGAGAUGUAUGCACCAAAUGGCAACCUGUUCCCUGCUCACUUGCUGAGAUUGAAGCAUGCUCCCUACACCUCCAGGAGGGAUGGCAUCCUAGGCCUACUCAAGGAAGAGAAGGCCUAAAAUAACAUUAGAAGCCCAUUAAUGUCUGCAUCAAGUGCAAAAUGAAAGACUUUCAUUUUGGAAGCUAUUCUGUAUUUGUGAAGCAUAGAAACCCACUGCUCUGUGUACUACAUUAUAAGCAGGUAUUAUUUAUAAUAUCAGCUUUACUCUUAUCUUGGUUUUCAACUUGGUUAAUUAACUGUUUAAUAAAAAAGGACAUCAAAACCA